Messenger RNA from Dromiciops gliroides (monito del monte), 3862 nucleotides. It is a transcript of the gene NUS1, whose product is annotated as NUS1 dehydrodolichyl diphosphate synthase subunit. Gene Ontology annotation, molecular function: ditrans,polycis-polyprenyl diphosphate synthase [(2E,6E)-farnesyl diphosphate specific] activity. Bases 141 to 1052 code for a protein of 303 amino acids. Gene Ontology annotation, cellular component: endoplasmic reticulum membrane; dehydrodolichyl diphosphate synthase complex. The record is from RefSeq and is a predicted model, not a curated record. Lineage: Eukaryota; Metazoa; Chordata; Mammalia; Microbiotheria; Microbiotheriidae. The transcript is spliced from 5 exons.
CGGAGAUGGCUCGCGCCUGCGGCCGGUGAAGAUAAGUAACACUCGCGCCGCAGGUGUGGCGGCCGCAGCGGGAGCGGCGAGAGCGGGAGAGGAGGAGGGCCCAGGGCAGCGGCGGCUGACUGGCCCCGAGUUUCGCGAGCAUGACCGGGCUGUACGAGCUGGUGUGGCGCGUGCUGCACGCGCUGCUCUGCCUCCACCGCACGCUCGCGUCCUGGCUCCGCGUCCGCUUCGGCACCUGGAACUGGAUCUGGCGGCGGUGGUGCCGCGUCGCCUCCUCCGUGGUCCUAGCGCCGCUCGGCUUUACCCUCCGCAAGCCCCCGGCGGCGGGCAGGAACCACCACCACCACCACUACCAUCAUUACAACCACCACCAUCCCCACGGCCGCGGGCCACCCGGCGGGGCCUCUGCCGCCACCCACCCCCGGCUCCGCUGGCGCUCGGACGGCAAGUCCCUGGAGAAGUUGCCGGUGCACAUGGGCUUGGUGGUCACAGAGGAGGAGGAGCCCAGCUUCUCGGACAUUGCAAGCCUCGUGGUGUGGUGCAUGGCGGUGGGCAUCUCGUAUAUCAGCGUCUAUGACCACCAAGGUAUUUUCAAAAGAAAUAAUUCAAGACUGAUGGAUGAAAUUUUAAAACAGCAACAAGAACUCCUGGGCCUAGAUUGUCCCAAAUACUCACCAGAGUUUGUGAAUAGUAAUGACAAAGAAGAUCAAGUUUUAAAUUGCCAAUCAUCAGUGAAGGUGCUGUCUCCAGAAGAUGGAAAAGAAGAUAUUGUGAGAGCUGCUCGAGAUUUUUGCCAGUUAGUAGCUCAGCAGCAAAAGAGAUCCACAGACAUGGAUGUGAAUGUUUUAGACAAUUUACUUAGUUUGAAUGGUUUCCCUGACCCCGAUUUAGUAUUGAAGUUUGGUCCCGUGGACAGCACAUUAGGAUAUCUUCCCUGGCACAUUAGGUUGACUGAGAUUAUCUCUUUGCCUUCACACCUAAACAUCAGAUAUGAGGACUUUUUCUCUGCCCUCCAUCGGUAUGCAGCCUGUGAGCAGCGCUUGGGAAAGUAAUCAUUGAUUGCACUGCUUGAAUUCAAGCUUUUGGAGGAAAGGACCCAAGGGAUUCUGAUGUUUACAAGCACCUGUGAUCAAUUCUGUAUACACCCAGUUCACAAUCCUCCUCAUAAUUUAUCGACAAACUCAAAAAAGUGUCUUACUUGAGAGCGAGUGUGUGUGUAUGUGUGUGUGUGCAUGCGAUUGUGAGUAUGAAAGUAAAUUUAUAAAUGGGAAGUAUUGAAGAAGGAACUAUAUAGACCUGCAGCUUUGAGAAAAUAACACUAUCCAAGUCUGAAAUGUAGGAUUCUCAAAGGCUUCAGCCUCAGUCUCUUCCCUAUUUUUGUGGGGAGGGCAGAGGAGGGAUGAUUGAAGCUGUUUGGUUAUUGUUUGGGGACUUUGAGGGAGGGAGGGGAGAGGCAGGGUUUGGUGUUUUUUUUUCCUAGUGACCAAAAUUUUAAGUUUUAAGAAUAAUGUAUUGACUCUCUCUAUUAAGUGGAAGCAUUCUAAAUAUGAGAACUCUCCAGCCUGACAGUUUGGCGUGUUGCUCACAUGUUAAAAGCAUGCACCUUUGGAGCUAAGAGGGAAUUUCACUUGUCAUCAGAUGUCCGUCCAUUCCUGUCCCUUACCACAUCAUGAACCAGCUGGGUCACUUUAGAGCCCUUGACCUGGUGUGCUUGUUUAUGGUAUGGAUUGUGAAGGUCAGGGACAAACGUUUUUUGCUACUUUGGAAACAAAAAAUUGAAAAAUUCCUAAGAUGUUUUCCAAAAGGAAAUGGUUGUCCAGCAGUAGUUUGAGAAAUGAAACGAUAGUAAGUUCCCUGAGACUAGAAAAAGCAGCUUUGGUCUCUUUUUUUUGGAGGGCAGUUUGUUUUUAAGCAGCAACCAGUGUUUAUAUUAGACCUAAAGUGUCUAACUGUCCAUUUAUGAAUAGCAAGUGAGGGAAGUUAACAAUGGCAGCUGGUUAUCUCCUCCAGAAGCGAUCCAACACCUUCAGAAUUCUUCCCUCCUUGGAGUAGCAUUAAGUUCCUAUGAAUGGAGUUAUAAAUAGAGUUUUUAUAUGGCAUUCAUUGGAAUUUUUUAAUUUAUUAUUAUUUUUUUAAGGAUUGAAGCCUCUGCAGGGAGUUAAAUAUUACCAAAGUCUACAAAAAGAUUGGGCUUAGGUUUUUGUUUCCUUUCUUGAGAGAGAAAAAAAGCACUGGUUCCAUUUUAUUUUUAAAUCUAUGAAUAUCCAUUUUUUAGGCAUUUAAUCAUUGCCUCUUCCCUCACUCCUGCUCUUAAAUUAGGCAUAAGUCACUGUUUGAAUUUGCUAUGUUAGUUUUGGGGAGAACCUGUCUACAAAUGUACAAUAUUUGCAUUGGAAUUGUGCAUUUGGAAUAGGGUCAUUAUUUACAAUUUAGGUUUCAGAAGCCUGUAAAGUAAAAUAGUAGUUAAAGACUGAAUUCAGAGAGCAUGUUCUGUUACUGUCCAUCAGGUUCUGAAGCUAUGAAGAAUAAAUGUAUUUCAGCAAUGGGUAAUAAAUCCCCAUAUAUGAUUUUGAAAACACACUUGAAAUAAAAUCCAUUGAAAACUGAAAUUUGGUCAAGUGAUAUUACUUUGCACUUCUUGUUAUUUAUAUGUUGAAACACUCUGGGUUUUAAAAAUAUUAAUUUAUUGCUGAAAGUUUUGUCUUGAUUGAAGUUACAGUGUACCUCUUACUUAUCCUUUGCUGAUGAACUAUAGAUUAGUAUUCCAGCGCUGUGUUCCAGGUUCUGCUGAAACUUUUUUGCCUUCAUUAUAGAUUGUAAUAUUCUUGUUAACUUGCAGAUAAGCUGAAAAGUUAUAUUUCAUUUUAAAGAAGAAGAAAAACUUAAGGGAACAUAUCAAGGUGAAGGGAAUUAAUAUAAUAGUGCGUUGCAUAUUAAGUUGAAUACAGUAAUAGUCAAACAUAUUACAUGUAAUGGAGCAUUAAAAUCAUAUAGUUUAAAUUGAUGAAAGUUGCAAGCCUGCUCUAUUUUCUUUUACUCCUUCCAUUUCUUAAGAAUUGUAUGUCUUGCAUCUAAAAUAAAGGGUUAAGCUGUGACCUGAUGGGGAAGGACUAAAAAGGUCGCUUGAAGCUCUGAGUUUAGAUACGGACAUCCAAAAUUUCAUACACGUGAGCUGGGCUGUGCUGCUAAUAUAAUUUUUUCUUUCCUAGCAUUGGCUUUUAAUCGCUUGUUAUUCCCUUCAAAAUCAGAAUGAGUUAUGCAUUCAAUGCUCCCAAAAGCAAACAGAAAAUUUAAGUGUUAUUUAAUUUAAUUAUCUUUCUGGGCAAUUAAAGGCAUUUAAAAUUAUUCUUUUUAAUAAUCCCUGCCAUGGUAAAAAUAGCCAAAUUAAAUCACUUAUGGCUAGCAAUAACUUGGAGCACAGCAGGAAGUUGGACAUUUGAGUUUAGUUGAGUUCUGGUUGUGUUCUCCAACUUACAGAUUUCUCAUUACCAGGUUAUGAAGUUGGGGAGUUAUUUUGGGUUCUGAUAGCAAAUUACUACAUAUUGUGACUAAAGCUUAAAAAUUCCUGUCUUUGAGAGGCAGAUGUUAACUUCACAAACAGUGCCAAAUACACUGUGCGUAUCUACAACUUGAUUUCUGAAUGUAUGUCCUUUGGUUAGCCCUUCCCAUUCUGUGUAAUGGUACCAUGUGUAGAGCCAAUUAAGUCCUUGUGAUAUUCUGUAUGGCUGUAGACUUUGGAAACAUGUAAAUAAUGUGUAAAGCAAGUUUUUAUGAUUAAGGAAUCAAAUUUAUUGAAUUUUAUUAUUGAAAGUUCAACCUAAACCUGUAUGACAAAGAAAUCAAUAAAAGAAUAUAAUCUUUC